AUGGCACUACAAGCGCCCGUGAAGCUUCCUUACUUUCGCGCUGCUGCGGAACUGCCAGGGCCUCUACCUACCCCAGAUGAAAUCCGCGACGCAUCAAAGUCCGAGCUGUCUCCUAGGAGGAGCGCCUGGGGAGACGGCGGUGGCAUGUGCCUCGUCAGGGGUGUCUACGUUGUGAAAUUCGGCGCCACCGUUACGGAAAAUGAGGGGAACGCCCUUCUCUUCGUCGAGAAACAUCUCAAUAUUUCCGCGCCCCGUUUAUAUGCCAUGUACCGUGACCCGCCCUCUGGCCCUCUUUAUCUGGUUAUGGAGUACAUUCGGGGCGUCGACUUGGAGUCGGUCUGGAACUCCCUCUCGGUAGAAGCUAAGUCGUCGAUUGCCACGCAGCUGCGGCCUAUAUUCGCGCAAAUGCGUUCAUUUAGUCCGCCCCACGACUUUAUUGGCGGUGUUUGCGGUGGCAGCAUUCCUGACCCAGUCUUUGAGACGGAUUGGCCCAAUCCAAGUAUCAAUGGUCCGUUCAGGACCGCGGAAGAGGUCGGUUCGGCGCUAGCCCUCGCAUCGCGAAGUAAUUGGGAACAAACCGGGCGGCGCGGGUGGACAUCCAGCUUCUUUUCCCGGCACCUUGCCACUGCCCUGAAGAACCAUGGAGUAAACUUUACUCAUGGAGACCUACACAUGCGAAACAUCCUGGUGGAGAAAGUACUCACAGAACCCAAGCCAGGAGCGCCGGGGUCAAAGCAGCGGAGUCUGACCAGCGAUGGCUCUAUCACGUCAGAGGUAUCGUGGACUGGGAGUCGGCGGGAUGGUAUCCCGCGUAUUGGGAAUAUGCCUCGGCAGUUGCACGAUUUCAAUCGGGGAGUGAUUGGCCGGAGACUAUAG
Hirsutella rhossiliensis is the source of this 876-nucleotide messenger RNA. RefSeq names its product phosphotransferase enzyme family domain-containing protein. Lineage: Eukaryota; Fungi; Ascomycota; Sordariomycetes; Hypocreales; Ophiocordycipitaceae. The transcript has a single exon. Bases 1 to 876 code for a protein of 291 amino acids. The record is from RefSeq and is a predicted model, not a curated record.